AUGUCAUACUAUGAUAUUGACUCUAUCUUAACAGAUGCCCAGAAAUUGCCCUGCACAUUUGAACUCGAGGUGCCAGGGCUUGGCAUUUUAGAAGGCAAUCCGGGCGACAAUAUCAAAGCUGGUACUCGCAUGGACCUCCCAUUAUGGCUGGGUGAAAUGCUCUCCAUCGGAGCCCGGCUGGGCACUUCUCGUCUAGUCACACUAGAUAUUCCUUCAGCAUUGUCAGAACGAGUUAUGAACGCCUUAAAAGCAGACCCUCGGACCGUUGAUCUGCGGGCAUUAGCGCCGCAUUUCUAUAGUCUGAGCGAGCGAGUUUUGGAGCUUUUCGAGGAGGAGGAGAUGGUCGAUGUUCUUAUUAAUACAUUCAAGAAGCGCGCUUCAGAAAUUGCCGACCAUGCCCACAACCCAAAGGGGGCUCUUGGUGACGGCGUUGAGUUUCUGCGGGGGUUAGAUGAAACGGAGAGGCAGUUGUUCCGCGUGGCCCAUGACAGUGCCAAGGAGACACGGAUAUGGGCUGGGGAGGCUAAGAAGAGGUAG
This is a messenger RNA of Aspergillus bombycis, 537 nucleotides long. It is a transcript of the gene psf3, whose product is annotated as DNA replication protein PSF3. NCBI's taxonomy places the organism in Eukaryota, Fungi, Ascomycota, Eurotiomycetes, Eurotiales, Aspergillaceae. The transcript is spliced from 6 exons. The coding region runs from base 1 to 537 and encodes 178 amino acids. Gene Ontology annotation, biological process: mitotic DNA replication initiation. The record is from RefSeq and is a predicted model, not a curated record. Gene Ontology annotation, cellular component: GINS complex.